Messenger RNA from Vigna angularis (adzuki bean), 1029 nucleotides. RefSeq lists its product as uncharacterized. Lineage: Eukaryota; Viridiplantae; Streptophyta; Magnoliopsida; Fabales; Fabaceae. The record is from RefSeq and is a predicted model, not a curated record. The coding region runs from base 231 to 857 and encodes 208 amino acids. The transcript has 2 exons.
AACACUUACGGGGGUUUGUUUAUUGUUUGGGUUCACAAUUGAAAUCCUCAUUUAGGUUUUCUUUCAAAACCCGAUUUCCAUCACUCUUGUAUGCUUCCCAUUUCCUUAUUUGAGGCGCUUCAGUGGUUUGUUGUGGACGUUAUUCAGGCGAUUCAGUGGUUUGUUGUGGAGGAUUCGGUUGGUGUAUCGAUUUGUGUCGCGUCUGUCGUCUUCAGGUUUGAGGAAUCAUCAUGGCUACAAAUUUUCAAUACGACAAAACUUCAGCUACAACUUUUCUUGAGCAACUAGAGUUGCAUCAAGAAAUCAUACCACUUUUGAUCGAAGUAUGUUCAAGUCAUCCAUCUCUCCUUGAUAACCGCCAGGGAAAAAGUAGAGAUUUUGUGCAAGGUUCUCUCAACGCACUGGGUAAAGUUCUCCUAUUUUUGAAAACCAAUAAAGUCAGAGAUAUGAAUGAUGAUAACUGUCAUCAUCUACAAGUAGCAUGGAGAGAACUUCAAUAUUUUAAUUUUAACCUUGAGUGGCUCAAGCCAUAUGUUGAUUCUGCUGUGGAGAUGAGAAAUCACGUUAAGAAGUUUCGCAAGGUAAAAGAAAUGGAAGCAAAUAUCAACAUACUGGAGUACCGAAAGAAUGAUUUAGAGUACCGAAAGAAUGAUUUAGAGUACCGAAAGAAUGAUUUAGAGUACCGAAAGAAUGAUUUAGAGUACCGAAAGAAUGAUUUAGAGAAGCAACAAGAUAUAUUGAGGAAUAGGAUUUCUGACAUGAGUCUAAACAUUGAAAUAAUGAAAAAAGAGAUGGAGACAAGAAAAGAAGGGUAUGUCGAAUUGGAUAUGAGCGCAGAACUUGAAUAUCCAAAAUAAAUUUUUCUAGCCUUUGUUAUUGUCAGUAUUUUUAGUGGGUUUAGCAUAAUCAUGAGCUACUCAUUUCGUUUUGAAUUCAUUUUACAGAUAUUAAAGUUCACUGGUACGGUUAAUGAAUUCAUUUAUGGAAAUUUUUGUUUAAAUGGAUGAUUUCACCAGCAAUUUACUAUCA